GCGCGACAUCCAUCGAUUGCUCUCACGAGCUCUGCCCUUUUGGCGCCUGGCCCUGGUUGCUCGCCUGCUCGGGUCGGGGCAGCUGCUAUACAUAUAACUCCACCACCCCGGCGCAAAGCCGAGCAAAAGCCGGCCGAGCAGAGAGCAGCGGAAGAAAGCGUCCUGCGGUCGUGCCUAGAGCGCAAACCACCGGAGAGCAGAGAGAGGCGGGACAGAAGGAUUGAUGGCCGCGGAGGUGGAGAGGAAGGACGGCAAGGCGCCGCGGAGGGAAGAGGAGCUGGUGGAGGCGGCGCUGGCGGCGGCCGCGGCCGCGCUGUUCGUGUCGGGGGUCAAGAGCCUGGCCCCGGCCGUGCUCGUGGACCGCUGGUGGUGGCCGCUGCCCCUGCCCCUGCCCGCGCAGGUGCUCGCCGCGGCGCCGUCGCCCGUGCUCUUCCUGCUCCUCAACGUCCUCGUCGCCUGCAUCGUCGUGGUCUCCGUGCAGCCCACCAGGCGAGCAGCCGCGGCGGCGACGGCGGGCGACGUCGUUGCGAAGGUGGCCCCGGCAGGCGACGAUGCACCGAAGAAGCUGAAGAAGAGGCGGAGUAGCAAGAAGCGCGUGGACGGAGCCGAGCCGUCGGCUCCCGCGCCGCCGUACGUCGCGGCCGACCGCUGCAUGGCGAUGGUGAUAGACGGCGGUGCCGUGAUGGUGCCAACGGGCGAAGAAGAAGAGGAAGGAGCCGCCGCCGACGCGGCAGCGGAGGAGGUGGACAGGCGAGCGGAGGAGUUCAUCUCGGCGUUCCGGCACCGCCUCAGGGUCGACUCCUUCUCGUCCCGUCGCGGGGAAGCCGGCGACGCGGCGGCGCGAGCCAUCGGCGCCUCGCCGUGCUUCUGACCCGAGCCCGCAUGCAGCUCGCGGCUCAUGCGCUCGCGGACCCUGUUUUGUUCAGAUGGCAGUCAGUUUCUUUCUCUCACUUUCUUGAUUGUUCUUCUUCUUCUUGCUCUUUGAUCCGAGCAAGUGAGCUGUAGCUACUACUAGCACUUUGACAUCAAACUGGUUGGACUGGAUAAAUCUUCAAGCAUGGUAGUAUUUUGAAGGAAUA
Messenger RNA from Hordeum vulgare subsp. vulgare (domesticated barley), 1079 nucleotides. RefSeq lists its product as uncharacterized. The coding region runs from base 224 to 871 and encodes 215 amino acids. The record is from RefSeq and is a predicted model, not a curated record. NCBI's taxonomy places the organism in Eukaryota, Viridiplantae, Streptophyta, Magnoliopsida, Poales, Poaceae. The transcript has a single exon.